This is a messenger RNA of Monascus purpureus, 1462 nucleotides long. Lineage: Eukaryota; Fungi; Ascomycota; Eurotiomycetes; Eurotiales; Aspergillaceae. The record is from the annotation of a GenBank genome assembly.
CGAGUCAGAUACUAUUAAACUGCUCAAUUCCUGUCUCAGGUGACAAGAAAUUGACCCUCUCGUUCAGAAUCGUCUAUCUUUCGCUACUCGACCUCGGCUAAGAUGCUUUCUAUUUGCAUUCCAAACCAUACCACGCCGGACCAAUACGAGCUGGGCGAAGUUCCCUCGCUGGCCGUGGAACGCCCCACUGACAUCUUGAUCAAGGUUCAUGCCGCGAGUAUCAACCCGAUAGAUGUUAAAAAAGCCUCAGGAGCAACUAAACUGGUUCUCAGGGACAGUUUUCCGUACAAGAUCGGCUAUGACUGUGCUGGCACGGUUGUGAAUACUGGAUCCCAGGUCACGCACUUUAAGGCCGGCGAUGAAGUCUUUGUUCGACUGCCAGAAUGUCAGCGGGGAUCAUGGAGUGAGCUUGCAAGAUCAACUGAAGAAUUUGUCGCAUUGAAACCGAAGAAUCUUUCUAUGGAAGAUGCAGCCUCAAUUCCUUUGGCGUCUAUGACGGCACUGCAGGCGCUUCGGGGCUACGAAGGGGAUCUUGCAGGGAAAACUGUUUUCAUACCUGCUGGGCUUAGUGGAACUGGCAUUUUUGCAUGCCAGCUAGCGAAGAAUAUUUUCAAAGCUGGCAAAGUGAUCACCACGGUUUCCACCCAAAAGGUACCAAAGGUAAAUGAACUCUUGGGUGAGGGGGUUGUGGACGAAAUCAUUGACUAUAAAAAAUCGGAUCCUAAGGCUGUAAUCCCUCCGGGAUCCGUCGACUUUAUUUUCGACACCACAGGGAGUGCGAUGGAGUAUCUGACACUGAUGCGACCGAAAGGAACCAUCAUUACAGUGUCUAUAUUGACCUCGGGAGAUGUUCUCCAAAACUCUAGCGUGAUGCGACGAUCGCCAGACAAGCAAGACAAGGCAACAGUGCCGUUCCCUAUCCGUAUUGGCUUGAACGUGAUGGAUCGAAUCCGAGUAGCUCGCGCAUCUCGCUAUGGGGUCAAGUAUUCAUCUAUUUUUUUAGAACCAAACGCGACCGAUCUGGAUUCGAUUCGGCAAUGGGUGGAAGCGGGAAAGUUGAAAACGAUUGUGGGAAAAAAGGCAAAUUUCAAGGAUAUAAAAGCAGUUCGGGAUGCUUGUAAAGUGGUCUUCGAUGGGAGAGGGAGCGUCGGAAAGUGUGUGAUUGUUGUUGUUUGAGGUAAUCUUACUGGAUGACUGGGUGGACUGCACCAGGUUGGCGGAUAGAUUGUUAGUCCGGCUAUCGUGAUAAGGUUUAGGUGGAUCCAACACUACUCAAGCCCGCCUCUUUUAGGCUAUGACAUGUGGUACAUGAGAAACCUGCCAUACCAAACCGAACUAAACCCCUUCUAGAACAAGAUGGCGACUUUGGUCGCUACAAUACUCAAGGUAUACUGGCAUACCACUGGCAUACAGCAUCCUCGUGACAGACAUACCUAACAUUAAAGGGAAGAUAUAUAAAGAC